Messenger RNA from Nerophis ophidion (straightnose pipefish), 2806 nucleotides. RefSeq names its product solute carrier family 13 member 5b (gene slc13a5b). The transcript has 12 exons. NCBI's taxonomy places the organism in Eukaryota, Metazoa, Chordata, Actinopteri, Syngnathiformes, Syngnathidae. Gene Ontology annotation, cellular component: membrane. The record is from RefSeq and is a predicted model, not a curated record. Gene Ontology annotation, molecular function: sodium:dicarboxylate symporter activity; succinate transmembrane transporter activity; citrate transmembrane transporter activity. Bases 58 to 1812 code for a protein of 584 amino acids. Gene Ontology annotation, biological process: citrate transport; monoatomic anion transmembrane transport.
ACAACUACAACUCUCACUGUUGGACACAAAGUCUUCCUUCUCUUGCAGGAUUUAAGGAUGACUUUCUUCCAGGAUCUUCUCUCCGUGAAGACCGAGCUCAUCCUCUUCCUGGCUCCUCUUCUGUUCCUUCCCUUGCCGUUGGUGGUGGGGACGUCGGAAGCACAAUGUGCUUAUGUCAUCAUCCUGAUGGCGGUGUACUGGUGCACCGAGGUUCUGCCGCUGGCCAUAACGGCGCUGCUUCCUGCAUUCCUUUUCCCCUUGUUUGGCAUCAUGGACUCCCAAAGUGUGUGCAUGCAGUACCUGAAGGACACCAACCUGUUGUUUGUGGGGGGUUUGAUGGUGGCCGUCGCCGUCGAGCACUGGAACUUGCACAAGCGUAUCGCUUUGAGGGUUCUCCUGCUAGUUGGUGUGCGUCCGGCACUGCUUAUGUUGGGUUUUAUGGGCGUGACUGCCUUCUUGUCCAUGUGGAUCAGUAACACCGCCACCACAGCCAUGAUGGUGCCUAUCGUCCAGGCGGUGCUGGAGGAGCUCAGCAACAGCGAGGCACAGAUACCUCGGGAAAUGAACUCUGAGGAAAGCCCGAUAACUGACGUGGAUGGCAAGCAGCCCUCGCAGUCGGACAAACAGGCCGAGGCGACAGGCCCUGUGGUUGUGACUUUUUUGGAUACUUCUGUGGAGGUUACCAGGCAUAAGACGGCAGCAGAAAGAAUGAAGACGUGCAAAGGGAUGACCUUGUGCGUCUGCUACGCCGCCAGCAUAGGCGGCACCGCCACGCUGACUGGGACCGGUCCUAAUCUGGUGUUGAAUGGCCAAAUGAGCCAACUCUUCCCCGAAAAUGGUAACGUGAUUAAUUUCGCCUCCUGGUUUGGAUUCGCCUUUCCGAACAUGAUCCUCAUGCUCACACUGGCUUGGCUGUGGCUGCAGUUUGUCUUUGUUGGAUUCAACUUUAGGAAGACAUGGGCCUGUGGUUCUGUGAAGACCGAGAAGGAGGUCGCCGCCUAUAACAUGAUCCGAGAGCAGCAUCGUCUUUUGGGGCCCAUGUCUUUUGGAGAGCUCAGUGUCCUGGGUCUCUUCACUCUGCUGGUGGUCUUGUGGUUCACAAGGGAUCCAGGCUUCGUGCACGGCUGGGCAACGGACAUUUUUAACUCCAAAGCAGAGUACGUUACGGACGCUACUGUGGCGAUCUUCAUUGCCGUUCUUCUGUUUGUUCUGCCAUCUAAACCACCACGUUUCUGUUCGUGGAGGACUCAGCGUUUCGACACAGUGUCCUGUCCAACUUCAAAUUCAAUCCCUCGUCUGCUCACCUGGAAAGUUGCCCAGAAGAAGUUACCGUGGGGGAUUGUGCUUCUUCUCGGAGGAGGCUUUGCUCUUGCCAAAGGGAGCGAGGUAUCUGGACUCUCCAAGUGGAUGGGAGCUCAAAUGAGUCCCCUGCAAAGCAUCCCUCCCUGGGCCAUUGCCAUCAUCUUAUGUCUUCUGAUCGCAACCUUCACAGAAUGCACCAGCAAUGUGGCAACUGCAACUCUCUUCUUACCCAUCCUCGCCUCAAUGUCGCAGUCCAUCGGAAUGAACCCGCUGUAUGUCAUGGUGCCGUGUACGCUGAGUGCCUCCUUUGCCUUCAUGCUGCCGGUCGCCACACCUCCCAAUGCCAUCGUCUUCUCUUAUGGAUACCUCAAGGUUUCAGAUAUGGCUAGGACGGGAAUAGUCAUGAACAUCAUCGGCAUUGUUUGCAUCACUCUGGCUAUCAACACCUGGGGCCGGGCCAUGUUUCAGCUGGACACCUUUCCUACCUGGGCCAACGUCACUGGCCCAUAAGGCCAUCCUGGGUCCCUCUUCUUACAAAAACAUCUCUGGUCAGAGCCACUACACAGUCUGUGCUGCUGGGACAGAAUCUACCACCCGAGGUGAGCUUAUGGCCGGCCGAGGCAAAUCUUUUGACUCAGGGGCCAAAUUUAGAGGAGAAAAAUGUGUCUGGGGGCCGGUACAUCUUUUUUUUUUACACUAAUACAGAACCUCAUAAUAAUGUCUGAUUAUGACAGACUGCCUUAAAAAAAACAGAAUGGAAUUUUAUUUUUUUUUACUGAAUGAGCAUGAAAAUAAAGAAUGUGGGAUUUACAAUAUUAACUAUAAAGGAUAAAACACUGAAUAUUGAGAAAAUAUCAACGUCACACCCCCUCUCCAUCCACACAUUAUACAAUCAAGCGAAACGCAACAAGCACAGCAAAAUAUGAACAUGCAGGGUAAAAAAUAAACCCACUACAAUGUGAUAUAUGGAGUUGUAAAAAUCUCCUUCCACGUCUGUCCGUGACACUCUGUGGAAACGCUCCCCAUCCACACCGCUUGGUACCUUGUCGGAGCUGCCGUGAGUUACAUUACCAUAGUAACUAAUUACAUUACCACAGUAACUAAUUAGAUGAGCAUAGUAAGUAGUAUAUCAUGCAGAUUCCAAGCAUGUAAAGACUAAGUUUAGAUGAAGACUUAGGGUGAUUAGAAAAGAUGAGUGCACAUCAUAAUGCAUCUACACUUUACAUCUUAAACAUCUAAAAAAAAUGAUUUGGGAAUGUCCGGCAGGCCAGAUUGAAAAGAUUAACGGGCCUUAACUUACCCAGGCUGGUCUUAUGGAAUGAAGUGGUGAUGUACCAGAAAUAACUUCACUGCUAUUGUGACAGAGUGGAUGAGCUAAGCCAGGGGUGCCCAUUACGUCGAUCGCGAGCUACCAGUCGACCGCGGGGGGUGUGACAGUCGAUCUCCAGCCAGGCUUUAAAAAAAAAUAGAGCUAAAAAUGAGUGAUCAUCAAUCUUCACCAAGA